Messenger RNA from Parnassius mnemosyne (clouded apollo), 2877 nucleotides. NCBI's taxonomy places the organism in Eukaryota, Metazoa, Arthropoda, Insecta, Lepidoptera, Papilionidae. The record is from the annotation of a GenBank genome assembly.
AUGUCGGAUCUAUUGUAUGCAGUGGAAUAUGCAAGUACAGGAAAAUCAAAUUGUAAAGUAUGUAAACAAAGAAUAUACAAAGGAGCGGUUCGUUUUGCAAUCUUGCUACAAUCAGCAUUUUGUGACAAAAAAAUACAUUACUGGCAUCAUGAGGGAUGUUUUUUCAAGAAAAUAUUUUUAAAUGACGUUAGUGAAAUCGCAAAAUUUAACCUACUUUUGUACGAAGAUCAAGAGAGAAUAAAAAGAAAAAUUGAAAAUUUUGCGUUGUCACUCUCUGAAAGAAGCAAAGUUUCAAAAAGAACUUCAGAUGAUGCUUAUAUGCAUAUGAUUUCUACGUUCUCGAUAGAAUAUGCGAAAACGAGUAAUGCAACGUGUCGGCUAUGUGAUGUAAAAAUUAUUAGAAAUGAAAUCAGAAUCUCUAAGUGUCUUUAUGAUCCAAGAUAUCCAGAUAGUCUAAAGUGGUACCAUGUUCAAUGUUUUAUAGAUAAAGGAGAGGAUCUAAUGUUUAUUGCUAGGGGAGAGGAUAUACCUGGCUUUAAAAAUCUUAAAGAAGAUGAUCAAAAACUAAUAAAUAACGCAAUAAAGAACGCGGCACCUAUCAUUAAAAAAGUAAGAAUAAACUUAAAUAAUGAGUCAGAAAAGAAAACAAAUGAUGAAUUAUCAAAUAAAGUAGUUAAACAAAGUCAACUUUACGAUCAGUAUAGAAAGGACUUGGGUUCUUUGAAUAAUAAUGAACUUCAUAAAUUAUUGGUAGAAAACGGUCAGGAUAUACCUUCAAGUCGCAAAGAAUGUUUAGAUCGCUUAGCUGAUUAUAUGGCUUUUGGAGUGCCCAAGAAAUGUCCUGAAUGUGGUAGCCAAAUAAUCCUCAGUGAUUUUAAUUACAAAUGUUAUGGUUACACAGAUCCUUGGGCACCAUGUAAUUAUACAACACAAGACCCUGACAAAGAGGUAAUGAGAAUUCCCGAAACUCUUAAAGAUAAUUCAAUAUUUAAAGAAUUUAACAGCGUUAUUGCACAACGCUUCUUUAGGAGUCAGUCGGCAUUAUCAGCUGAAGUAGCUCUUAAUUCUCAUACUACUAGGAUCUUACGCGUCGUAUUCUACAAUUGGGAAGGUCUUGUAGUCAGGAAACUUACGGAAACUACUGCCGCUGUAGUAACUACUAAAGAAGAGUUAGAAAAAAAAUCAACCAUAAUACAAAAUAUUGAAAGUAAGAAAAUUGAGGUGAUAGAAGAAUCUUAUUUUGAUUUAAUUGACACUGAAAAUGCAACAGUUCUGGAUUCUCUUAAGCUUAUUAAAGAAAACAAUAUUGCUAAUUGGGGAUCAGAUCCAAUAAAAAGAAUCCCUCAAAAUAUUAUUGAAGGGAAAAAUGUUCCCAAGUCAGGUAGCAUGUACCACCGUACUGCAUCAGAACAAAAAGUUUCAAAAGUAAAAAUUAUGGGUGGUAUGGAAGUUGAUCCUCAAACCGGUUUGGAAGAGAAGGCCCGUAUUUAUAAAGAUACUGAAAACAAUUAUUCGGUAGUCUUAAGUAAUUCAGAUGCAGUUAAUAAUAAAAAUUCAUAUUAUAAGCUACAAUUGUUAGAAGCUAAGGAUAAUGAUAGUUAUUGGGUGUUCCGUGCUUGGGGAAGAAUUGGAACAUCAAUAGGUGGAAAAAAACUUGAAAUUUUUGCAAAUAUUGACGAUGCAAAGAAACAAUUUAUUUCAGUUUACACCCAGAAAACGAAAAAUCAGUGGGGAUCACAAAUUAAUUUUGUAAAAAAGCCGGGCGCUUACGUUCCUAUCGAAAUUAAUUACAAGGAUUUUAGACAAUCAUCUAUUCAAAUAAAUACCAAUUCAAGCAUCCCGAAAUCUGUGCAGUUACUAAUAAUGAAAAUAUUUGACACUGAAGUAAUGAAUAAAGUACUGUUAGAGUUUGAACUUGAUGUUACAAAAAUGCCAUUAGGUAAAUUGUCAAAAUCACAAAUUAAAUAUGGAUACGUUGUUCUAUCAGAACUACUUCAGGAGUUUGAUAAAGAUAGAGCUGACGAGAAAAAAAUAAUAGCAGCUACGAAUAAAUUUUAUAGUUUAGUGCCACAUAACUUUGGAACAGAUAAGCCUAAAUUAUUAGAUAAUCCCGAGAUUAUUAAAAGAAAGAUAGAAAUGUUAGAUAAUCUAUUAGAAAUUGAAAUUACAUACAAAUUGUUGGUAACACCUUCAGAAGACUCUUUAUGUUCAAUUGAAUCUUAUUAUCUUAAACUGAAAGCAGACAUUAGACCAUUAGACAAAACAUCAGCUGAUUUUAAACUUAUUGCCACCUACAUGAAAAAUACUCAUGCUCCAACGCAUACUUCUUAUAUUCUCGAAAUUGAAGAGCUUUUUAAAGUUUUUCGUGAUGGUGAAGAUGAACGUUAUAAAAAAUUCAAACAACUUGAUAAUAAGCGUCUACUUUGGCAUGGAUCUCGAAUCACAAAUCUUGCUGGAAUCCUUUCUCAGGGUCUUCGUAUAGCACCCCCGGAAGCACCGGCAACAGGUUACAUGUUUGGAAAAGGCGUGUACUUUGCAGAUAUGGUUUCGAAGUCUGCCAAUUACUGCUUUACAAAUAAAAACAAUCCUACUGGUUUUGUUUUAGUAUGUGAAGUGGCUCUUGGAGAAAUGAAAAAAUGCUACAGAGCACAAUGUAUAAGUGAGCUUCCAGCUGGAAAACAUUCAGUGUGGGGUGUAGGUCGAACUCAACCUAACCCUGCAGAAAACGUAGUUUUAGAUGACGGUAUUAUUGUACCCCUGGGCACACCAAUUAGUAAAAAAGUUCGCAGUUCUCUUCUUUAUAAUGAAUUUAUUGUUUACGACGUUGCACAAGUUCACGUAAAAUACUUAGUGCAAUUGAAUUUCAAAUUUAAAUAA